Paramisgurnus dabryanus is the source of this 3492-nucleotide messenger RNA. NCBI's taxonomy places the organism in Eukaryota, Metazoa, Chordata, Actinopteri, Cypriniformes, Cobitidae. The record is from RefSeq and is a predicted model, not a curated record.
GAGAGAGAGAGAGAGAGGGAGCACACCGGACCGGAGCGCAUCGGUCGGACUUGGAAGUUGCGAGCAUGGAGAUCCGUCCGGACCGCUUCAAGGUUCAGGCUGGGAAAACAUUGGGGAAAAUACACAGACUCCUCGAGAAACGGCAGCAAAAUGGCGAGACGAUUGAAUUGUCGGCAGAGGGUCGUCCUGAGCUGGUGGAGGAGAAGGAGCUUCCCGUUGUGGACUGCACGUGCUUCGGGAUGCCGCGGCGCUAUAUCAUUGCAAUCCUGUCAGGAUUGGGCUUCUGCAUCUCAUUCGGCAUCCGCUGUAACCUGGGCGUGGCCAUAGUCAGCAUGGUCAAUGAUCACACCGUUUUUUACGGGAAAAAGCCUGUAAUAGUGGCUGCUCAGUUUACGUGGGACCCAGAGACAGUAGGCAUGAUUCACGGCUCGUUCUUCUGGGGUUACAUCGUUACGCAAAUCCCUGGUGGAUUCAUCUGUCAGAAAUUCGCUGCCAAUAGGGUGUUUGGCUUUGCCAUUGUGGCCACAUCGACCCUUAAUAUGCUGAUUCCAGCAGCAGCAAGAGUUCACUAUGGGUGUGUUAUCAUGGUCAGGAUUUGCCAAGGGCUUGUGGAGGGUGUAUCAUAUCCUGCCUGCCAUGGGAUCUGGGCCAAAUGGGCUCCGCCCCUCGAAAGAAGUCGAUUGGCUACAACAGCAUUUUGUGGAUCAUAUGCUGGUGCUGUUGUUGCAAUGCCUUUGGCUGGAGUCUUGGUCCAGUACACUGGCUGGUCUUCAGUGUUUUAUGUGUACGGUAGUGUAGGAAUAUUCUGGUAUCUCUUUUGGAUUUUGGUGUCCUAUGAGAGUCCAGCCGCUCACCCGACCAUCACACCAGAAGAGAGGAAAUACAUUGAGGAUGCCAUCGGGGAAACCGCUGGCCUGGUCAACCCCCUUCAGAAAUUUAAAACUCCCUGGCGGCACUUUUUUACCUCAAUGCCAGUGUAUGCCAUCAUCGUGGCCAACUUCUGUAGAAGCUGGACGUUUUACCUCCUCCUCAUCAGCCAGCCUGCGUACUUUGAGGAGGUGUUCGGCUUCGAAAUAAGCAAGGUGGGGAUAGUGUCUGCACUUCCUCAUUUAGUGAUGACCAUCAUAGUACCAAUUGGAGGGCAACUGGCCGACUACCUGAGAUCACACAAUUUAAUGACUACAACAAAUGUCCGCAAACUCAUGAACUGCGGAGGGUUUGGAAUGGAAGCCACUUUACUCUUAGUUGUUGGUUUCUCACAUACCAAAGCAAUGGCCAUCUCUUUCCUUGUGCUGGCUGUUGGCUUCAGUGGAUUUGCAAUUUCAGGGUUUAAUGUGAAUCAUCUUGACAUAGCUCCACGCUACGCUAGUAUCCUGAUGGGAAUCUCCAAUGGAGUGGGCACUUUGUCAGGAAUGGUGUGUCCUCUUAUAGUUGGAGCGAUGACCAAACAUAAGACACGUGAGGAGUGGCAAUAUGUGUUUCUCAUUGCAUCCCUGGUGCAUUAUGGGGGUGUGAUUUUUUAUGGGAUCUUUGCAUCAGGUGAGAAGCAGUCAUGGGCAGAUGCUGAGGAUACCAGUGAAGAGAAGUGUGGCAUUCUGGGAGAAGACGAACUGGCCAAUGAAACAGAAGAGUUGUACAGGACGGGUGGACAGUAUGGAGCUAUCAACAACCCACAUACUGGUGGUACGAAUGGUGGCAAAACUGGAAGCGGAGCAGGAUGGGUAACAGAUUGGGAUAAAAAAGAAGAAUACGUUCAACCAGUCGGGACAAAUAGUUAUCUAUAUGGAGGAGAGGGAAAAAGAGAGCUCAUAUAAUGGAUAAAAGAGAUUUGAAGUGUAGAUAAUUGGACUAAAUAAUAAAUAGGCUACACACUAAUACCAAGUGAUAGAGUAAGUGAGUGAGUUGAUGUGUGUGUGUGUGUGUGUGUGUGUGUGUGUGUGUGUGUGUGUGUGUCUGUCUGGUAAUUAUCACAUUGUGAUAUUAACACAAAGAUAGGAAAUACCAGUAAAUUUGUAACCUUGUGGGGACAUUUUUAGGUUCCUCAUGAGGAAACAAGCUUAUAAAUCAAACAAAAUUAUGAUGUUUAUUGAAAAUUUAAGGUAUACAAUAAAGUUUUCUGUGAUGGUUGGGGUUAGGGUUUGGGCAAGGCAAUAUACAGUUUGUACAGUAUAAAAACCAUAUACGUCUAUGGAAUGAUUGCAGGUAUGAGAUAUAUGUGUGUCAAAUUGAAAAACAGCAUAAUGUAAAUUAAAAGGCCUCAUUUAUGUAUCUUUAGAAGCCACACUGGCAAAACCUCUGGCAACCUGUCAGUUAACUGUGCAACUUACACUCAGUUCCUAUAAGAACCCUAAAGAGUGACAAAUGUUUUCUCCCGUGAACCCACCAAAAGAGAAAACGUUUUGUGACUUUUGAAAUGUAUUUUUAUUUCCAUGGGUGCAAAAAAAUUAGGUAGCAACCUAACCCUUAGGUAUACAAAAGCGGUCACUGGAAUGGUACCCUUUAAAAGAUCCUAAUAUGUAUAGUUUAUGUACAGAUAUGUAGCUGUGAUAUACCAUUAUGUAUCUGUAAGGAACUAAAAUGUACCUUGGGGGAUUAAUAUGCACUCUUUAAAAAGUUCUAAUUUUGAAAGGGUACCACCCCUGUGCCCCUUUUUUUGUACUUUUUUUUUUCUAAGGGUGUACAGAGGGUUCUUCCAGAUUGUCAUCUGAGGGACAUCAAUCAAUGCCCUCAGAAUCAUUUAGAUUUUUAUAGUGAGUGGUGCUCUAUGAAUUAAACAGUAAGUUCAGUAUUUUAGGUGUUCUGCCAAGGUCACUGUAAUGCACUUAAAGUGGCAAAUCGAUAGACGUGUUCAAGGAUGUUGUGUAAAAGCAUAUACUGUGUGAGCUUUCGUGUACGUAUGAGUAUUAUUCUUUACUGUGUUCACUUCCUUUUGUUUUAUCCAGUGCUUUAAAUAUUAAAUGGUGCAAGCAAACCCAUGGAUGUAAAUAUGUGUAUUUGGCCAUAAGUAUAUAUAAAGUACGUUUUAAAUGUGAGUGUAUGUGAAAUUAAAUGACCUACUUCCUCAUCACUGGGUCAAUGCACAAUGCACAUUUUUGUUCUCUGGUGUACAUUGUUACGCACAGUAAUUACACACACUAAUGUGAGGUAAACACAUGCACACACGUGUCCAGAUAUAUGAGAGACUAUUCAGUCAGAGUGCAAUAUGAAUUGAGGGAACCAAUCAGAGAACAGAAUUACGAAUUAAAAGAGGAUGAUAGUAUAUUUAUGGCUUUCUGCCUUUUCUGCAUUGUUAUUCUACUUAACUUUUACUGUAUUUGUGUUUUUUUGUUCAUGCUUCUCUCCUUAAUAUUUAUUUUUUUCUCUUAUUUGUCAGAAUUGUGACAAUAUAUAAACAACAAGAAGAUCAAAACAACUCUUAGAACUAAUAAAAUAAUUUACAAAAUGUGUACAAAUGUAUAUGUGAAAAUUCCUUGUGUACAAUAAAAACAAAAA